UAUAUACAUACACAAGAUCCUUUAUUUUUGGAAGAAAAAAAGGAAGUAUUCCAAGGUUUAUAAAAAUAUAAAUGAAGUUUCUUAUGCCAUGUUAUCAAUGUUUCAGCUCAACUUCAGAAGUCAAGAUGGUCCAUAAAAGUGAUAAAGGUGGAGAAAGUUCUAUGAAUUUUAGGUUAUUUUCUUACCAUGAGUUGAAAGUUGCUAGUGAUGGUUUCAGUUCCAAAAACAAAGUUGGAGAAGGAGGAUUUGGCUCUGUUUACAAGGGUCAUCUCAGUGAUGGGACUAUCGUCGCGAUAAAAGUGCUCUCUGUCGAAAUUGAAUCGAUGAGAGGCGAGCGUGAAUUCAUAUCCGAAAUUGCUGCAUUAUCUGAUGUACAUCAUGAAAAUCUUGUAAAUCUUCAUGGAUGUUGCGUUGAAGGAGCCAAAAGAUGUUUGGUCUAUGAUUAUAUGGAAAACAAUAGCCUAGCGUAUCGAUUUCUAGGUGGGGAGCUAAACAGGAGCAGUUUUAAUUGGACAACAAGGAAGAAUGUUUCAUUAGGAGUUGCUAAAGCAUUAGCAUAUCUCCAUGAAGAGAAGGACCCUCAUAUAGUUCACAGAGAUAUCAAGGCAAGCAAUGUGCUACUAGAUCACAAUUUUAAUCCGAAAGUAGCAGAUUUCGGGCUUGCAAGGUUGUUUCAAGACGGCACAUCUCAUAUUAGUACUCGUGUUGCUGGGACAUUAGGGUAUCUUUCUCCAGAAUACGCUGUUAGUGGCCGAUUGACUCGGAAAUCUGAUGUUUAUAGCUUUGGUGUGCUGCUUCUUGAAAUCAUCACUGGCCGAUCAGUUGUUGAUUUCGACAUGGAACUUGGAGAGCGUUUCCUGGUUGAUAAGACAUGGGAUAUGUAUAACUGUGAUCGUCUGGUGGAGCUAGUGGACCCUUUGUUGUUAAAAGGUGACGAUGAGAGGCUAAAAAAAGAAGCAGUGCGAUUUUUGAAGGUUGGGUUACUAUGUGUUCAAGAGACCUCAAAACUUCGCCCCAAGAUGUCUGGAGUCAUCAGGAUGUUGACUGGUGAAACUAGUGUGGAAGAAGUGAAAAUUACACAGCCGGGGUUUGUUGCGGAUCUCAUGGAUGUCAAGAUUCAAAAGAAAAGGCCGAGUUGAUGGUUUGUAGAUGUCUAGUUUUGAGGCUAACAUAUGUAAAGUCUGGAUAUAUGAGUCCUAUAAGUUUGUUUAUAAAAAUCUGACAAAUUCUAGGAAAAAAUGCAUUCUUGUUACACACCCAAGAAUAAAUGGGUUUUUAGUCAGGCAUUUGGUGUAAACAGAUGUUGAUUCUUUUGUUGUUUAUAACUUGCAUUUUUAUCA
This is a messenger RNA of Erigeron canadensis, 1340 nucleotides long. RefSeq names its product putative serine/threonine-protein kinase. The record is from RefSeq and is a predicted model, not a curated record. Gene Ontology annotation, biological process: protein phosphorylation. NCBI's taxonomy places the organism in Eukaryota, Viridiplantae, Streptophyta, Magnoliopsida, Asterales, Asteraceae. Gene Ontology annotation, molecular function: protein kinase activity; ATP binding. Bases 72 to 1139 code for a protein of 355 amino acids. The transcript is spliced from 6 exons.